GGCGACGACGGUGGCGGCGGCGGCAGCAGCAGCAGCGGCCGCCCAGCCAACGGGCCCACGCUUCCGCGGCGCUUUGAUCCGGCCCCUGCGUGUUCUGGGGCCGGGGCAGCUCCCCGUUGGAAUCCCGGACAAAGGCUAGAAGCAUGUCGGACCCCAGCUACUGGACAGCGGUGCUGCCUGGUUACCGGAGCCACCUGGCCAAAGGGGCCCUGCUGCAGCGCUCUAAGAGUUGUCGGAGCAGCAACAGGAAGAGCCUGGUAGUAGGCACGCCAUCGCCAACCCUCUCCCGGCCACUUUCCCCGCUCUCAGUGCCAACGGCCGGGAGCAGCCCUUUGGACAGCCCCCGGAAUUUUUCAACCAGCACGUCUGUCAAUUUUCCCUUUGCACGCAGGGCUGAUGGCCGCCGGUGGUCACUGGCAUCACUCCCCUCUUCUGGCUAUGGGACCAACACCCCCAGCUCCACUGUCUCGUCAUCGUCAUCCUCCCAAGAGCGACUCCACCAGCUGCCGUACCAGCCGACCCCUGACGAGCUGCACUUCCUGUCCAAACACUUCCGCAGCACGGAGAGCGUCACUGACGAGGAUGGGCGCCGGUCACCCUGUAUGCGCCCUCGCUCCAGGAGUCUCAGCCCUGGACGAACAAGUGGAACAUUUGACAAUGAGAUUGUGAUGAUGAACCAUGUCUACAAAGAGCGAUUUCCCAAGGCCACAGCACAGAUGGAAGAGCGGCUGCAGGACAUUAUCACCAACUUCUCUCCAAGCAGCACGUUAGCCCUGGCAGAUGGAGUCUUGGGCUUCAUUCACCACCAAAUAGUGGAGCUGGCACGGGACUGCCUGGGCAAGUCCCAGGAAGCCCUCAUCACCUCCCGCUACUUCCUGGAGCUGCAGGAGAAGCUAGAAAAGAUGCUCCAAGAUGCCCAUGAGCGCUCAGAGAGUGAGGAAGUCGCUUUCAUCAUCCAGCUGGUGAGGAAGCUGCUGAUUGUGAUCUCCCGCCCAGCCCGGCUGCUGGAAUGCCUGGAGUUCGACCCCGAAGAAUUUUACCAUCUCUUGGAGGCAGCAGAAGGCCAUGCCAAAGUGGGUCAAGGAAUCAAGACCGACAUCCCCCGCUAUAUCAUUGGCCAGCUAGGUCUCGCCAAGGACCCCCUGGAGGAAAUGGUUCAGCUGGGUCAUUUUGACAGUAGCAGCACCAUCACCCCAGAAAACAGCGAUUCCCCAGAGAGUCGGGCUUUAGCUGCUCCCUCCCGGAGAAAACCCUGUGAGAGCGAUUUUGAAACCAUCAAGCUGAUCAGUAAUGGGGCAUAUGGGGCUGUUUACCUGGUGAGGCAUAAGGACACCCGGCAGCGCUUUGCCAUAAAGAAAAUCAACAAACAGAACCUCAUCCUCCGGAACCAGAUCCAGCAGGUGUUUGUGGAGAGAGAUAUCCUGACCUUUGCUGAGAACCCUUUCGUCGUGAGCAUGUUCUGCUCCUUUGAGACCAAGCGGCACCUGUGCAUGGUCAUGGAGUAUGUGGAAGGUGGAGACUGUGCCACGCUGCUGAAGAACAUGGGCCCCCUGCCCGUGGACAUGGCCCGCAUGUACUUUGCCGAGACGGUCCUGGCCCUGGAGUACCUGCACAACUACGGCAUCGUUCACCGGGAUCUCAAGCCCGACAAUUUAUUAAUCACUUCCUUGGGCCACAUCAAGUUGACUGACUUUGGGCUCUCAAAGAUCGGGCUGAUGAACAUGACCACCAACCUGUAUGAAGGACACAUCGAGAAGGACGCCCGGGAAUUUAUUGACAAGCAGGUCUGUGGGACACCCGAGUACAUUGCUCCAGAAGUGAUCUACCGCCAGGGCUAUGGGAAACCGGUGGACUGGUGGGCCAUGGGUGUCAUCCUCUACGAAUUCCUCGUCGGCUGCGUCCCAUUCUUCGGGGACACCCCUGAGGAGCUCUUCGGACAGGUGGUCAGCGAUGAGCUGAUCUGGCCCGAGGGAGAUGAUGCGCUGCCUGCCGAUACUCAGGAUCUGAUCACCAAGCUGCUCCGACAAAGCCCCCUGGACCGCUUAGGCACUGGUGGCACCCAUGAGGUGAAGCAGCAUUCCUUCUUUCACAACCUGGACUGGAAUGGGCUCCUGAGGCAUAAGGCAGAAUUCAUUCCCCAGCUGGAGGCCGAGGACGACACCAGCUACUUUGACACACGUUCGGAAAGGUACCGCCACCUGGGUUCAGAAGACGAAGAAACGAAUGACGAGGAGUCCUCUACAGAAAUCCCACAAUUUUCCUCCUGCUCACACCGGUUCAGUAAGGUUUAUAGCAGUUCAGAGUAUCUGGCUGCUCACCCCAACCUGAACCCUGAGAAAAGCUGUAGUGAAGACAAAGAAGACCGGACAGACAGGUGGGAUAAAGGUGCUGGAGAGGAGGAGAAAAAUCGCCGUUCAUAUACCGAAAUCAGGUUGAGAUCAUGGACCUCUUCUGGCUCCUCACGUCACUCCUCCUCCCAACCUGAGCGGAGCCAAAGCUCCUCCGUGCUGACCAGCACCUACAGCGUGGACACAAUGCCAAAGUUCGCCUUCUCGUCUGAAGAUGAGAGUCCCAGCCAAGGUCCCUCAAAGCCAGAGAAGCCCAUCUUUGUUCUGGGGGAGCCCGAGGGACCACCAGUGAGAGGAACUGCCAAAUCGUCCGCCUUAUCGGCUGAAAUGGCCAAUCUGAGCCACAUCCGGUUAAGGAGUAACAGUACGGGGACCAAAAGUUGCACUCCCCGGGGACUGGAGACUGGUUUGGGCUGGCGUCUGGGGCAGAAGGAAACACCUGAGAAACAGAAGAUCUCUCCAGGAAGCCGAGUCCCCAAAUCUGCAUCGGUCUCAGCAUUAUCACUGAUUAUCACUUCAGAUGACUGCAGUGGUGGGGCCCUCAUGAGCCCAAUAUCCCCCCACUCCAUCUCCUCUAACCCUUCUUCCCGAGACUCCUCUCCAAGCCGGGAUUCCUCACUCGGGAUCACCAGCCUGCGGCCGCCUAUAGUCAUCCACAGCUCUGGCAAGAAGUAUGGCUUCAACCUGCGGGCCAUCCGAGUCUACAUGGGCGAUAGCGACAUCUACACCGUACACCAUAUGGUCUGGAACGUGGAGGAAGCAAGCCCUGCUCAUGAAGCUGGACUUCGAGCCGGUGAUCUCAUCACCCACAUUAACGGAGAGUCGGUGCUUGGACUGGUUCACAUGGACGUGGUGGAGCUGCUGCUUAAGAGUGGCAACAAAGUUGCCCUGAGGACCACUGCGCUCGAAAACACUUCGAUCAAAAUUGGCCCUGCCCGGAAAAACAGCUCCAAAGGUAGAAUGGCCCGAAGGAGUAAGCGAAGCAGGAAAAAAGAGAGUCAAGACAGGAGGAAGUGCCUUUUCAAAAAGAUCUCCAAGCAAUCAACUGUCCUGCAUGCUAGCCGCAGCUUCUCCUCCGGGCUCCAUCAUUCCCUGUCUUCCAGUGAGAGUCUUCCCGGAUCCCCUACACACAGUCUGUCUCCGGGGCCCGGCACUCCCUGUCGAAGCCCCGCUCCUGACCUCCCACCUGAUGCUGCCUCUCCCCAGAGUACCUCCCCGUCCUCCAGCACCCCCACUUCCCCUGCAGGACACAUCCGCCCCAGCUCACUGCACGGGCUGGCACCAAAGCUCAGCGGUCAGCGGUACAAAGUGGGCCGGCGCAAGUCCACGAGCAGCAUCCCUCCCUCUCCGCUGGCCUGCACGCCUUCCCCAGGACCCCAACCUCCCUCUCCUCAGAGGUCCCCCUCCCCCUUGCCAAGCUACCCCAAAACCCUCCAUGCCCUCCAGGGCAAGACCCUGUCACCACCCACCAUCGUCCGGCAGGCAGCCCGCCCCCGGAGCGCGGAGGCCCCCAGGUCUCCUCUCCUGAAACGGGUGCAGUCGGCUGAGAAGAUCGCUACAUACUUUGCGGAGAAGAAGAGCCUGGGUAGCCGGAAAUGCCUCACCCUGGAAAUGCCUUCGGGAGCCGGUGCCAGCCCCGAGGACCCAGAGACACAAACGUCCCCCGGGGCCGGGAGCGUCGGGCCCGGAGAGCACCCCGGCCGGGCCGCCUAUGCGGGAACCCCGAGCCGGGGUCGAGACUGGGCUGGAGAGAGGCACGAGCGGGACCGGGAGGUCGUGGUCAUGCGGCGGCUGAACCUUUCAGAGCGCCGAGAUUCAUUCAAGAAACAGGAAGCGGUACAGGAGGUGAGCUUCGACGAGCCCGAGCUCCCGGCUCUGGGAAACAACGAGGGCCCGAAGGCCGAGGCAGAGCAGGAGAGCGACCCAGGCCGGUGGAGGCAGCCGGUCCGUUGCGGCUUCUGGGUGGAGUCCAGGACAUGUCUGAGCACCCGAGUGGGACUCAGUCAAUCCUCAGAGCGUCUCCCCCAGGAGCAGAAGCCCCCGCCCGUGCCCCAGAUUGCCGUGCAGGGCUCCGAAAGCGAUGAGCCAGAGCCCACCCAGGCCGAGUGGGAGUGCCAGGGCUCUUACUCCCCACCCCACCGGCUGAUGGCCAAGGUCUAUAUUGAGCAGACAGAUGGGACAAAGGCAGUAGAAUACAAGAGCCUCUCAUCCCAGUGGCGAGACAGCAGGGAGACAAGGGACUUCUGUGCAGGGCAGGAUCCUACCCCAGCAGGAGCCCCUCGGCCUGGGGCAGGCAAAGAACUGCAGGCGGCCAAGUCGCUCCCCAGCGCGCAGUCGGCGGCGGUGGCGGCGGGAAGCCAGGAGCGGGUGAGACCCGGCUCUCGGACACUCGGAAAAAGCGAAGCGGAAGCGGCCGGGCAGGCUCAGAGGAAAAAGGAUGAGUGAUGCCGGAAGGGGAAAGGGGGCCCCGGGGAAGAUUGCUCAAGGGAGGAGCACCUGUCAGAGCUAUGCCGUCUCGCCACCGGGACUCGGCUGGAACAUUUGUGCGGCUCAGCGCCCCUCUCUGCCCCCCCCCCCCCCCAAACGCCCAUCUCCAUCUCUAAUAAAAAGUUGAGCUAAUGCGUUGUCUUACGGUGUAGCAUGGAUAUCGUGAAACCCGCUGCCACCUUCUGAAACAGUGAAUCUUAGGAGCGGGUCUUUUGUUCAUCUGAGUCGGGGGUGGGGGCGGGGGACAGAGGGGUUUGGUUUUUCAAAGAAACACCAAGCCUGCGGGAAGGAAAACAUUAGGACUUUCUUGGACAGAAAAAAAAGGAGCUUUUUUACUAACUGGAAAGAAGCCCUCUUAUUUUUGUAGUACGUGGAAGCCAUUGUGCAGGAAUGAUAUUUCUCCAGUGGACCUAGGACUUUGUAAAUAGGAGCAGAGGAAAAUCCUUACAACUAAUUUAUUACUUUUAUAAGCUAAAUGCAGCAGCCUCCCCCAAAGGAUUCUCUCAGCCAAAGUGAGCUUCUAGAAGCACUGGAUCCCACUUUUCCUACAGUGCUUUGUAUUCAGCUAAGAAUGAAACACUUCAGAGAUGAACUGUGCAUCGUUCUUUAAACAGUUCCACGGUCCACUAAUUUGGAUCCGAUUAGAUUUCCAGUGUUAAGCACAAAGGGGGCCAGUGAGAGCACAGCUGCUUGGAACAGGCUUGGAACGGGCAAGUUGAUUCCUGGGACAUGGCAGUGUGCAUGUGUGUGUGCGCGCGCGUUUAGGCGUACAGACAUGCGGAAAAUUUUGGGCGACGGUUGGUCGAGAGGGACUUUUCUAGAGACAAAAGCAGAACUCCACCCCUUGCCCCCACGCCCACCCCGCCCUCCCCUCAGUGGAGCUGGGAGCAUUUGGAACUUGGAAAUAGAUGCUCUGGUCUGCAGGCUGAGAGAGCAGCUGCAUGUCUCAGAGGAAGUGAACACCACCUCUCCAUUGCUCCAAGGCAGUACGGCCGCCUAGGGAGAGGAAUCCGGACAAACUCCCAACUUGUACCCUAGAUGUCUCCUCUUUUCCUCAGCCCCAGGUUGCGGGUAUAUUCCCAACCUGAUACUCGGUAAGGAUUACUAGAAAGAGUCACUCUAUCUCGACCACAUUGAAGUAUGUGGCUUUCAAGGGCCAAGUGGCUUGUUUCCCCUCCCUGGCCUGGGAGCAUCUGGAGCAGUUUGAAGGGGAAAUUACAAUAACUCUUUUUUUUUUCCUCUACUCCUUCCUCUUUUCCCCAUUAGUUGGCAGUUUGAUGGAAAAGUGAAAGUCACAACUUCUAGAGCCCCUGGGACCCCCGACUGCAGUGUAUCUCAGUGGAAAUGGGAGUUGAUGCAAGUGACUUUGUUCUUCCUUCUCCCUCCCUUGACAUUUAUCUGGGCUUUACCUCAGAGCUGGUCUUUGACUGGGACACACCUGCAAGUGCUGGCAUCCCAAAUAUUCAUCCUUGCCCAUUUUCCAAUCUACCGUGCAUGGAGUUUCCAUUUCCUUGACAAACUGCUGAUUUUGUAUCCCAUUAAGGCCUGAAAGGUACAAGCUGUCUUAAAAACAGGGUCUUCUUUUUGGGGUUCUUUUUUUGGGUUGGUUUUUUUGUUGUUUUUUUUAAAUGUAGAUAGGCAGGAGAACCAGGACCUCUGGACUAAGCUCCCUCUAGACUGAGCUCGUAAGCAGGGAAUGUGACUGUUAUUGUUGUAUUGGACUCUCCCAAACGCUUAGUACAGUGCUCUGCACACAGUAAGCAUUUAAUAAAUACGAUUGACAGUCGACUGACUGGCCUGUUUAAAGGGUGAUACUACUACACCAGUAGGUGAUAGUAAAAUGUGUGCAGGAGGGAGGAAGAUUGGUAGAGGGCCACCCUGCCAUAGCCACCAUGAGCCAGCUGUUCAGAGACUCCACAGCUCCAGUCUGUGGAGCCAGUGUUGCUGAAAAAUAUUCCCUUAUCCUACCUCCCCUCCACCAGGGUGAGAUGCAUCAGAUGAGUUCCAGGACCUUUAUUCAGGGGGAGAAAAAAAAAAGCCCUAAAGAAAAGUAUCUGAACUCAAAAAAAAUUUCCCUGUGGGAAUGAGUGGAAAUAGGACUAUAGGUCAAGGCUGGGCUACUAUAAUGCAGUACAAAUUAGCCUCCACAUUUGGGGGUGGGGGUUACUAAUUUUCUACUUGAGGAACAGGUUUUCUCUUAAUCUCCACAUUUAUCCCCACUUCUAGCCUACUUUGCUUCAUAAUGAUUUGGCCGUGGGGGGUUUUGGAGGUGGGAGUGACGGAGGUGUUGCUUGGGCUAAUGCACCUCAUACUCUGGACUGUUAUUUCAUUGUAAACCUGACUGCCUGUUUCCUCCUUAGCUGUGUAGGAAAGGCACCCCGAGGUAGGUGAGCAUUGUGUGCCGAGUGGGAUUUGGUUCACUUCUGAAAAAUCUCCCCUCCAAGUAGUCUUCCAUUCAAGGAAAUGGAAACUGUACAUAGUCCUCCUUCCAUCUACAUUUGGACAAGUGAUACCUGGCCAGGCUUGUGGAGGAAAGGUCCCCUCUGGACUUGGGUUACCCCAAAGUUUGGGAUAGGAGAUUUUGGUCAACAGACUGCUUGUACUCUCUCUCUCUCCCUCUCUCUCUUUCUCUCUCUCUCUCUUGCCUUGUUUUAGGGCCUUUUGAGUAGAGGUAGGUUUAUUGAUUGGUCCAUUUGGGAGCCUCUUGACUAUCUUUUUGCCUUAGCCAGAGUGGCAUUUUCAGGUCUUUCUUGGGCCCCUCCCAUUGCCCAACCUGAUUAACUUGUAUCUACCCCAGUGCUUAAUACAGUGCCUGGCACAUAGUAAGCGCUUAACAAAUGCCAUAAAAAAAAAUUGCACAUGCCAAGUCAAGGCACGAAGUGAAAUUGAGGGUGGGGCUGGGGAACUCAGCCCUUGUACAGGUGGGCUAAAACCUGACAUUUUCAAAUAGAGAUUACUUUAGGUCUGUAGGAUUGUGCCUCCUGUUCUAAAGACAUGGAUCUCCAAGGUUAUUUGUGGAGCUGUCUGCUACUUCCAGGAGGACAUGAACAUUAUGUCUCUAGAGUGGCCCCAUCUUUGGUCUAUUGUCAAAGGAAAGGUCCUCUUAUGAGAGACAUUUGGCCCUAUAUGUUCAGAACCAGAAUACUGGGAAUGUUCAGCAAAUGAAAUUGCUGAAAUAAUUCCACUGGCCAAAUACACUUUUUGUGCAAUUUUAGCUUUAUUUAGCUCUAUUUUAGCUCUAUUUCCCCCAGUGAAAGUGGACACAAGUAACGGGCUGGGUUGUACAUUUGCUCACUGUCUUCACUGAUUAUUGGGGACUUGGCUUUCAUAGUGCCAUUUGCUCUUAUCUUUUGAGGUCCUAGUUGUCUCAUGUUUUGGUGGUUAGAGUAGAACAAACAAAACACUGAAGUCUGUGGAUUUGUUACUGUGGGUUCUCCGUAGAUCUCCUAUGUGCCCAAAGAGCUUUCCUCCACUCACUAGGAAGAGACCGGAGGGCCCAGCAAGAGGCACCCUCUGCCCUCUGACCACUCUCCCCCCUCAUGCCCCCCCGUGUUGCCCCCACCCCCGCAAACUCGCUGGCCUUUCCUCCAUUUCUUGAUUUGGAGACAGGAAGACUGUGUGUGUGUACAAUGUCUGUCGCCUGAUAUAUGCUUGCUGCGUAAAUAGAGUAGAUAGAAAUGUGCACUUUGAGCUGCAGGUCUUGUGUACUCUCGACGCUCCCUGUUAACGCUUUAGGAGUGGGAUCAGAGUCAGAGUGGAGUGUUGCAGUUGGAGACUUUUUAGAGAAAAAGCCCACAGACCAGUUUCAGGUUUCUGCACUAGCAGAUAACGGGUGGCCUAGUGGAUGGGGCACGGGCUGAGGACCUCGGUUCUGAUCCUGGUUCCACUACUUGCCUGCUGUGU
Molecule: messenger RNA, 8738 nt
Organism: Tachyglossus aculeatus (Australian echidna)
Lineage: Eukaryota; Metazoa; Chordata; Mammalia; Monotremata; Tachyglossidae
Gene: MAST3
Product: microtubule associated serine/threonine kinase 3
Exons: 26
Coding region: 144-4793 (1549 amino acids)
Biological process (GO): intracellular signal transduction; peptidyl-serine phosphorylation
Molecular function (GO): protein binding; protein serine/threonine kinase activity; ATP binding
Source: RefSeq, a predicted model, not a curated record